This is a messenger RNA of Lecanosticta acicola, 1060 nucleotides long. NCBI's taxonomy places the organism in Eukaryota, Fungi, Ascomycota, Dothideomycetes, Mycosphaerellales, Mycosphaerellaceae. The record is from the annotation of a GenBank genome assembly.
AUGACUCCACAGGUCUUCUUCGUGACGGGCAGCAGCACUGGCUUCGGCAACGAACUAGUCAAGAGAGUUCUGGAUGAAGGGGACGCCGUUAUCGCUACUGCAAGACAGUCAUCCAAGCUCCAAUUCCACAAUGCAAACAAGAACAAUUAUCUGGCCGUCGACUGCGAUGUGACAGACGAAGCGUAAAGCCGCCUUUGAAAAGGAUCACUGAGACAUUCAUCUACUGAUACUGCCAGCUCCAUCGAAAAUGCCUUCUCCAAGGGCCUUGCUCACUUCGGCCGAAUUGAUGUUGUUGUUAACAGUACACAAUCUGAUACCUUUACAAUGAUCUCCAAACAUCCCAACUGACGCAGCAGUAGAUGCCGGCUACGGCCUGGUCGGAGCCUUCGAAUCCCUCACCGACGCCCAAAUCCGCCACGAAUUCGAAGUAAACUUCUUCGGCCUCGUAAACGUCACGCGUAAAGCACUUCAAGUCAUGCGUGACCUUAACAAAGAGCCCCAAGGAGGCAGGAUCUUGCAAAUUUCGAGUAUCGCGGGACAUGUCGGACUCCCUAUGACGAGCAUGUAUUGUGCUUCGAAGUGGGCUGUGGAGGGCUUUACGGAGAGUGUGAGGAAUGAGAUACUGGAUGAGUAUGAAGCGCUUCCAACAGAGGAAGACGAGGCGGGAGCUGAAGACUGAUUUGGUCGUGGCAAUAGAUGGAACAUCCACUUCACUCUCAUCGAACCUGGCAGUUUUCAGACGGAUUGGUUAGGGCGCAGUAUUGUCAUGGCCGACGAGCACCCGGCCUAUCCACACCUGCCAGCCCGCCAAGUGUGGGCCGACAUGAGAGGGAAGGAACCAGGUGAUACAGUCAAGGCCGCCAAAGCUUUCUGGGAUAUAGCAAAGUUGGAAAAGCCUCCUCUCAGGAUAUUGCUAGGCAGUGAUGCGGUAGCUUUCAUGCAGAAGAAGUUGAAAGUUUAUGGAGAGUGGGUUGAAGAAUGGGGACCGUUCGCGAAGGCGAUGGACAGGCAGAAGACUGACCAGAAAGCCGGGAAUCCGCUGGAUUGGAAGAUGAUAUAG